Fusarium subglutinans is the source of this 2229-nucleotide messenger RNA. RefSeq names its product heat shock transcription factor. Gene Ontology annotation, molecular function: DNA-binding transcription factor activity; sequence-specific DNA binding. The coding region runs from base 1 to 2229 and encodes 742 amino acids. Gene Ontology annotation, biological process: regulation of DNA-templated transcription. NCBI's taxonomy places the organism in Eukaryota, Fungi, Ascomycota, Sordariomycetes, Hypocreales, Nectriaceae. The record is from RefSeq and is a predicted model, not a curated record. The transcript is spliced from 2 exons.
AUGAUGCCCAUACCGCAGCCAAUGCAGCCACAGUACAACGCGGGGAACCCGGCUGGCGACCAGGUGAUGCGUUGGAAUGGAAUCGGCGACGCUUCGAGCUUCAUGAACGGUGCUGAUGGUAUCAUGGAUGGGAAUGCUCAUGUUGGGAACUCAUUUGGUCUGGUUCCGGCACAGCCACAAUAUGCUCAGCCUGUGUCGACGCCAUCGAACACGCUGGCUCGACGGCAAAUGAAUCGCGCGCUUGUUCCGACCAAUACCCGGCCCUAUGAUGGAGCAGUAGAACCAUGGGGAAACUUUGUUGGCGAUGAUAAUACUUUGCUUCAACAAAACCCCUCCGAAAACUUGAAUGAGCAAGACAACGUUGAGAUAUUAGAGGAGAUGGCCCAGAAGGCCAAGAGAGAGGCACAAUCAAAGCGCAAGCAGAUUCCGCCUUUCGUGCAAAAGCUGAGCAGUUUCUUGGAAGAGCGCAAGAACGAAGAUUUGAUUCGGUGGUCGGAAAAGGGAGAUUCAUUCAUUGUGCUUGAUGAGGAUGAGUUUGCGAAGACUCUAAUUCCAGAACUGUUCAAACACAACAACUAUGCCUCUUUUGUUAGGCAGCUCAACAUGUAUGGCUUCCACAAACGCGUGGGUCUGUCAGACAACUCAAUGCGAGCGAGUGAGCGCAAGAACAAGAGUCCUAGCGAGUACUCAAACCCAUAUUUCCGACGCGGACAUCCAAAUCUCCUGUGGCUCAUCAACAAACCCAAGAGUGGAAGCAAAGCAAAGAAGGGUGCCAAGGGUGCUGAGAUCGAUAACGACAGUGAGGACGAGGGAGCAACCGAGGAGAUCCUCGCCUCUGGGCUAGGAGCCUCUGCAACCCAGGCUCCUCGAUCAUUACCGGCUGCUGAUUCUCAGCCCAUACCAAAGAAAGAGAUGACUCUCGUUCGAGAAGAACUGAGCAAAGUCCGAGAACAACAGAAAUUAAUUCUCGGGGCCAUCAAUCGACUACAAAGAAACAACAACGAUCUUUACCAACAGGCUGUCAUGUUCCAGAAUCAGCAUGACCGUCAUCAGAAUUCCAUCAACGCCAUUCUUAACUUUCUUGCCAAUGUCUUUCGAAAAACACUGGAGGAUCAGGGCAACUCGCAGAAUGUAAACGAUAUUAUUUCGAGCAUGCUCACGAACCAGAAUCAGCAGUCCGCCCAACAUGGCAGCGUGGUCGAUCUGGGAGACUUCAUCCAACAGAUGGACCCUUCAUCAUUCGGCACACCUCACAAGAAGGCUCGUGGCCUGCUACCCCCUAUUCCCAACCAGAGCCGCGCCCAGUCAGUUAGAUCGCCUACCCCAAACAGGUCAACACCUGUCAAUGCAACCUAUCAAACUGUCAAUCCUCACAACCCUGAGAUGGGCCAUGUCACAGAACUCCAGGAGAAUUCACCUAGCGACACAAAUUCCCCCACUCUCCGACAGGAACUAGAGGCAAACCCUCAUGAGCAGAUGUUGAAAAUGAUAAACGAACACAACGCAACCAACAAUCAUGGCAUGGAUCUGCCAGAGGCUGCUGAGCUUGUGGCCAACGCCCCCAACACGUUGAGCAAUGCCCAACGAAGCAAGCUGGUGAAUUUCAUGGCUGGCCAAUCCUCCUCUGCUCCAUCUGCCAGGUCAACUCCCGCCCCAACCCCAGUCUCUGCCACACCAGUACCUGCUGCUGCCCAAAUACCUACAUCAAGUGCUCACAUGGCCAUGCCGACUAUGCCUACCUCAACCUCCGUAUCACCCCCACCUCCUUCGCUUUCUCCUAUCAUGGGACCUCCCAUGGCACCGCCGUCCUUGAACGAGAUCAACACCAACCAGUUGGACCUAGAUCAACUUCAACGUCUUCAAAGCGAGCAAGAUGCAAAGAUUAGCGAACUUGGUAGUAUACUUGGACCACUGAGUCCUUCUGGGCAUGUACCUGGUCUAGGGGAUAGCGAGGCGUACUUCGAUCCUCAGUCAGCAGACUUCGAUCAGUUCUUUGACAGCAACGCUUUAUUUGGCGAUGGGCAGUACAACACUGAUGGCACUGAUUUCAACUUCAGCCUUGAUACAGACCCAAACCAUGCGAAUUCGUCACUACAUGCGGGACAUCCCAUUCCCCAUAUGAGCCACCACAAUACUCCAAGUCCCGCAGGUACAGAAGAAAUCACCCGCAGUGACCUGCGGCUAGACACCACACCGGAUCGAGGAAUCAAGCGGCAACGCGUGGGUUAA